Messenger RNA from Parasteatoda tepidariorum (common house spider), 2610 nucleotides. The record is from RefSeq and is a predicted model, not a curated record. NCBI's taxonomy places the organism in Eukaryota, Metazoa, Arthropoda, Arachnida, Araneae, Theridiidae.
UCUCGAAUAUACCAUGAGUUUCUGCAAGGGAUACAAGAUAUCAGUGAAAAAACCACUCAUUCCCUUGAAGAUAGUACUAUUCUGUUAUUAUGGAGCCGGAUCAUUUCUUACACCCUUUAUAACAGUCUAUUUCAAGCAACGUGGUGUGACACUUACCGAAUUGUCUACUUCCUAUUUUGUAGGACCAAUCUUUCAAGUUGGUGGAACUUUGCUAUCUGGAAUCGUAGCAGACAAAAUAGGACGCUCGAAGCCAGUACUAGUAGCUAAUCUAGUACUUACUAUUGCUAUGGUUGCUUGCAUUCUUUCAGUGCCUCGACCAAAACACACCGACUGCGAAGAUCGAACUUUAAAUAUCGAAUGCGAUUCUCUUCUGCAACUUUCAAAUGCUACUAAUUCAAACUGCGGAGAAACAUUGAAAGGAAUGAAUGCGUGUAACACUAACUGUUUAACUAAUUUUACAAACACGUGCAGAGAACGCAACAAAAUGGCUAAAUCUUCGGAUAUUUCACCACUUUUUCUGGAAUACCAAGCGAACGAAACUAUUCAAAUCACUAAUAUUUGCGCUUUUAGUAAUUUAUCGAUGUGUCAGUGCAAUUUAAACGACGUGAAUUGUAAUGUUGAGUGUGAGGUAAAAUCCUCCAAAAUUUGCUACGAUGAAAACCAAAGAAGUAUAUUAAGCAAAGUAGCAAUGAUGUUUUAUGUAUGUUUGAUGGUGGUAUAUUCAAACUCGUACCGCAUUUUGGAUGUUACAGCAAUGUAUUUGGUAACCGAGCAUGAUUCCAAUUACGGAAAAGAACGUUUCUUUUCAAUAGCUGGCAAUAUGAUUAUAUCACCGAUAGCAGGGUAUCUAGUCAAAAUCACCACUACUCUCGAAGAAGAGAAAAACUAUGCCACUGCUUUAUACUUUUUUAUUGCCUUGAAUAUAUUUGCUCUUCUUGUUGUUUAUAAAUUGGAUGUUCGUAUCAAACCACCAGGAAAACAAAUGAUGAAAAAAGCGUUAAUUCUGUUGAAAAACCCAGACGUACUAACCUUCGCUUUGGUAGUAUUUGUUCUUGGGACAUGCUGGACAUUUACUAAAAAGUUUUUAUUUUGGUAUUUAGAAGAAAUGCAAGCACCAACUAUUCUUAUAGGGCUAAUACCCGCUAUAAGUGCUUUAUACGGCUUACCCUUUCUUCUAACUUCUGAUUGGUGGAUGAGAAAAAUUGGAACAACAAACUUCUUUGUGCUGGGCCUUCUAGGAUAUAUCAUCUAUGCACUUGGGUAUUCAUUUUUAGUAAACACUUGGAUAUCAUUAGCAUUAGAAGCGUGUAAUAUUGUAACUUACCAUCUCUUGUGGGUUGCUGUAGUCCUAAGAAGUCAUGAAUUAGCUCCUGAAGGGCUGGUAGCCACUGUAAUAGCCAGUGCUGGAUCUAUUCAUUAUCACAUAGGUAAGACUUCGGGAAGCUUGAUUGCUGGAGUGGUGAUGAACAAGCAUGGUGGACCAGUUGCUUUCCGUGUCAUCGCUGGAAUCUGUUUCGUUUGCGCCAUCUGCUACUCAAUUUAUCUCUAUUCAAGGCAUGUGUAUCUAAAGAGGUUUACUUUAUCACAGAAAGAUAAAUAUGAAGACAGGAACUUUGAACCAAAUGCUAUCAUCUGAAGCAAAGUUGAUCAUAAACGAUAUACAGACUAUAAGAACUUGUACACAACUAUUCGAAAUAAACUAUUCAAAUACUUUUAAUUUAAAUUGUUUUAAGACUGCCAUCGGAAGGGCGUGUAAUAUUAUUGAUCUUGUCAUGUAAAUCCUUUUUUAUGAAAUUUCUGUUCAUGUUGCGAAAAAAACUGUUUCUUUUUCAAUACUUUCUUUUCUUCAAAAUAGUCAAUUAAAAUUUGGUCGUAACUUGAUAUUCAAAAGACAUAAGUAUUUUAAACAGUGAAAAAUCCCCCAACUGCGAAGUACCAUCCUUAUAACAAGAAAUAAAAAGAUUGGACAGAGUUAAGAACUUAAAUAUUUAUAGAGUAGAAGAGAGAUUGCAAGAUUACGAAAUUGUUGCGAAGAGAAACUUUCUGUCUGUGCCACGGUGACUCAGGGGAUAGAAGAUCCAGGUUCGAAUUCCAGCGGUGGCUGGUUUAUACGAAUUCUGCCUCCGGCUCAUACCAACCACAGUGCGGACGUAAAAUAUCCUAAUUGGUAGUUGGAUCAUAGGUUUAUUUCACUUGAUUUAGGGUAAAAUAAUGAAUAGAAAACUAUCCCUAAUUUGCCUAAAUAGAAAUAUCAAAUGUCUGUAUCGAACAAGUCAAACAUAUCACUUUUUGAACAUAAAAGAAUUAUAACUUUUUAACUAUUAUCUAUCAUGCUUAUUUUUAUUCCAUUCACAAUAAAGAAUAACUUUGGAAAAAAUCCCUCAUUUGUCUAGACAGCAAUAUUCCAAUUUAUCUCCUUUUUGCUUUAGUCGAAACCAUAUGAGCGAGGUAAUGCAAUUUUUUACCUCUUUCGAGAAUAGGGUACUAAAGAGGUUGCCCCUGGGUAGAACUUUUAUGAUUUUUGAGCUAUCUGUACAGUGCUUAAAAUUAUUAAGAGCAUAAUCGACUUUCAUGAAACAGUCAAUAAAAACUAAGGAUUUUGAUUAGUAA